CGCGGGUUAUUGCAACGGUCGACCAUCGUAGUCCGUGUUUCAAAACUCCGGAAAACACUACGGAGACGGGGUCGGAGAAGCAGCUGCAUAAUCGUAGUGGGAAAAGCAACAAAUACAAGAGAGAGAGAGAGAGAGAGAGAGAGAGAAGUGGAUUUGAUUCGUGAUUUGUGAUUUGUGAUUUGUGAUUUGUGAUUUGUGAUUUGUGAUUUGUGAUUGAUCAGACGAGGAUCGUGAUGUGGAAAUUGGGGCGCAGCGCGUGGAAUCUGAGGCAGGUCCGGAGUUUCUCAGCGGCGGUUUCGGGGCCCUGCAUCGUUCACAAGCGCGGCACCGAUAUCCUCCAUGAUCCGUGGUACAACAAGGAUACUGGUUUUCCCUUGACGGAAAGAGAUCGGCUUGGGCUCCGUGGCCUCCUUCCACCUCGUGUUAUAUCGUUUGAGCAGCAGUACGAACGUUUUAUGAACUCGUAUCGAUCGCUGGAGCACAAUACUCGAGGUGAAUCUAAUUCUAUUGUUUCUUUAGCAAAAUGGAGGAUCCUAAAUAGAUUACAUGACAGAAAUGAGACAUUGUACUACAGGGUACUAAUUGACAAUAUCAAAGAUUUUGCUCCAAUAAUUUAUACUCCAACUGUUGGUUUAGUCUGUCAAAACUAUGGAGGUCUAUACAGACGUCCACGUGGCAUGUAUUUCAGUGCAAAGGAUAAAGGAGAGAUGAUGUCUAUGAUUUAUAAUUGGCCAUCACACCAUGUAGACAUGAUAGUGGUGACAGAUGGGAGCCGUAUUCUAGGCCUUGGUGAUCUUGGAGUUCAGGGUAUAGGAAUACCCAUUGGUAAACUUGACAUAUAUGUUGCAGCUGCUGGGAUUAAUCCCCAAAGAGUCCUUCCAGUUAUGCUCGAUGUUGGGACCAACAAUCAAAAGCUUCUUCAAGAUAAUCUUUAUCUAGGAUUACGACAGCCUAGGCUGGAGGGGGAUGAAUAUUUAUCUAUUGUCGAUGAAUUCAUGGAAGCAGCACAUUCCCGUUGGCCAAAGGCAGUUAUUCAGUUUGAAGACUUUCAAAUGAAGUGGGCAUUUGAAACACUUCAAAGAUACCGCAAAAGAUUUUGCAUGUUUAACGAUGACAUACAGGGAACGGCCGGUGUUGCACUAGCUGGACUACUUGGAGCUGUAAGAGCACAAGGUCGACCACUCAACGAUUUUGUAAAGCAGAAGAUUGUCGUAGUAGGAGCUGGAAGUGCAGGGAUAGGGGUGCUUAAGACGGCUAAGCAGAUGGUCACGAAAAUGCUUGGAAGCGACGAAAGCGCGGAAGUUCAAUGUCAGUUUUGGCUGCUCGAUAAAGAUGGUCUUGUCACCAAAGCUAGAAACAGCCUUGAUCCUGCAGUGGCUCCUUUUGCUAGAGGUUUGGGUCCAGGAGAGGUUGAAGGACUCCAUGAAGGGGCUUCUCUGCUUGAAGUGGUAAAGAAAGUGAAGCCUCAUGUGCUUUUAGGCUUGUCUGGUGUUGGGGGAAUAUUUAAUGCAGAGGUGCUUAAGGCUAUGAGAGAAUCUGAUUGCCCACGGCCUGCAAUAUUCCCCAUGUCAAAUCCGACAACUAAUGCUGAAUGCACUCCUGAGGAUGUAUUCAAAUAUGUUGGAGAAAAUGCAAUUUUUGCUAGUGGAAGCCCUUUCAAUGAUGUUCCUUUGGGAGAGGGAAAAAUAGGAUAUGUCAAUCAAGCAAAUAACAUGUACCUAUUUCCUGGAAUUGGCCUAGGAGCUCUUCUUUCAGGUGCUCGACACAUUUCGGAUGGGAUGCUUCAAGCUGCAGCUGAGUGCCUUGCGUCAUACAUGACGGAUGAUCAGAUCCAAAAAGGAAUUCUCUUUCCUUCAAUAUCAAGCAUUAGGCUUAUUACAACACGGGUUGGAGCAGCUGUUGUCCGUGCAGCUAUUGCAGAGGAUCUUGCUGAAGGACACGGUGAUGUGGAUCUAAAGCAGUUGACAAACAUGUCAGAGUUGGAUACAAUGGACUAUGUAGCUCGCAAUAUGUGGUACCCCAUCUACAGCCCGCUCGUCCACGAGAAAUAAAGAGCGCAUUUCAACUGGUUUUACGAUUUAUUUCUCCUAUGUACAAUUUGUUGCUGAAGUUUUCAGGAACAGUAGAACAUGUUUAAGUUAUCAAAGGAUUAACACAUCUACUUUAUGAAAGCAUUUUUUUUCGCCUUACUGCCAUUCCAAUGAAGGAAACAGUAACGAGCAAACAUUAUACAUUUUUGUACGCAAAUGUAUCAAAUCUGGAGAGCAGAGCAUAAUCUAUUUGUUUUCUCUCCAUUAUAGCUGAAUUGUUUGUUCAAUUUCAGAAAUUAGAUACAAUAUGAGUGGACCAAACAAUUGAAGGUGA
This is a messenger RNA of Ananas comosus (pineapple), 2364 nucleotides long. RefSeq names its product NAD-dependent malic enzyme 59 kDa isoform, mitochondrial. Gene Ontology annotation, cellular component: mitochondrion. The transcript is spliced from 19 exons. Lineage: Eukaryota; Viridiplantae; Streptophyta; Magnoliopsida; Poales; Bromeliaceae. The coding region runs from base 234 to 2051 and encodes 605 amino acids. Gene Ontology annotation, molecular function: malate dehydrogenase (decarboxylating) (NAD+) activity; NAD binding. Gene Ontology annotation, biological process: pyruvate metabolic process; malate metabolic process. The record is from RefSeq and is a predicted model, not a curated record.